Globicephala melas (long-finned pilot whale) is the source of this 5102-nucleotide messenger RNA. RefSeq names its product StAR related lipid transfer domain containing 13 (gene STARD13). Gene Ontology annotation, biological process: actin cytoskeleton organization; regulation of Rho protein signal transduction; signal transduction. Gene Ontology annotation, molecular function: protein binding; lipid binding; GTPase activator activity. The record is from RefSeq and is a predicted model, not a curated record. Lineage: Eukaryota; Metazoa; Chordata; Mammalia; Artiodactyla; Delphinidae.
GUGAGUUUUCGUUUUUUUCUCUUAGAGCUGGAGGCGGGACCAAGACCAACCUCAAACCAGGCACACCAUUGAUCAGGCUAGAAUGAUGUGGAACAGUCUCACAGACAACAGCUAAGCACAGGGGAAAUAUUAGCUGGCAGAGAUAACGAACAGGAAACACUCAGUGACAGAUGCACCAUCUGUCAGUUUCGGAGAAGCGAUUUUCAAGAAAGCAGAAAAUGAAAUGAAGAAGAGAGUGGUUUUGUUUCAAAGGUACAGCACAGCCUAAGGACGUUUUAAACAAAAAAUUGAGGCGAAGGAAGCAUGUGACUGGCUCCGCGCUGCCGGGUUUCCGCAGUACGCUCAGUUAUAUGAGGACUCACAAUUUCCCAUCAACAUUGUGGCUGUCAAGAACGAUCAUGAUUUUCUUGAAAAAGACCUUGUAGAACCUCUUUACAGACGACUAAAUACCUUGAACAAGUGUGCCUCAAUGAAACUUGAUGUGAACUUCCAAAGGAAAAAGCCACCUGUAAAUGCGCGUCAUCCUUGAUGUUUCCCAGGGUGACGACUCUGAUGAGGAAGAUCUCUGCAUCAGCAACAAAUGGACUUUCCAAAGGACCAGCCGCCGGUGGUCUCGCGUGGACGACCUCCACGCAGUGUUUCCCGGCGGAGACAGAAACGGGUCGUCAGGAGACAUUACGAUGAGAAACACGACCAGCAGUGAGAGCGUCCUCACCGACCUGAGCGAGCCCGAGGUCUGCUCCAUUCACAGCGAAAGCAGCGGCGGGAGCGACGGCCGCAGCCAGCCGGGCAGCUACGGCGCCGGCCGGGAGGCCUUGGACGGCCCCGGGCACUACUGCGCCCACGGCCCAGCCAUGCUGGACGCCACGCUGGGCGGCAGCAGCCUCCCGCCGUCCCCCAGAGACGGUCUCCAGCACCCUUUGCACCCAAAGAAUGAGAAGCCCUCCCGGGCCAGAGCCAAAUCCUUUCUGAAACGCAUGGAAACACUGCGAGGGAAAGGAGCGCAGGGAAGGCAGAAGGGGUCCGGGCGGACCGGGGGCUUGGUGAUCAGCGGCCCGGUGCUGCAGCAGGAGCCCGAGUCCUUCAAGGCCAUGCAGUGCAUCCAGAUUCCAAAUGGAGAUCUCCAGAACUCACCCCCCGCUGCCUGCAAAACAGGGCUUCCGGGCCCCAGCAAAUGGAGCGGUGAGAGCAGCCCGUCGGAAAACAGCAGCAGCGGGGUGAGCACGCCCGGCCUGAAGGAGCGAAGAUGCCAGGAGGCCCACAAGCGCGGGGGCAUGUACUUAGAAGACCUGGAUGUGCUGGCGGGGACAGCACUGCGGGGUGCAGGGGACCAAAACCACGCCCGCGAGUUUCAUUCCCAAGAGAACUUGGUGGUGCACAUUCCCAAGGACCACAAACCAGGCACGUUCCCCAAGGCGCUCUCUAUCGAAAGCCUCUCACCAACAGACAAUAGCAGCGGGGUUAACUGGAGGACUGGAAACGUCUCCCCGGGCAGACGACCGGGCCCUGGGGCCGGGGAGCCCAGGCUCAUGGCGUCCUGCCACAGAGCGAGUCGAGUUAGCAUCUAUGACAACGUCCCUGGCUCCCACCUGUAUGCCAGCACCGGGGAUCUUUUGGACUUGGAGAAGGACGAUCUCUUCCCUCACUUGGACGACAUUCUGCAUCAUGUCAACGGGCUCCAAGAGGUAGUGGAUGACUGGUCCAAAAACCUGUUACCUGAACUGCAGGCACAUAACGCACUGUCCGGAGAAGCUGGCUUCUGCCCCUUUCCCCCUCCUAGUCAGAUCACCUUAGAUUUCGAAGGCAAUUCUGUCUCCGAAGGUCGGACAACACCCAGUGAUGUGGAAAGAGAUGGAGCGUCUCUUAAUGAAUCAGAGGCUGCUGGGGUCAGAGAAAGGAGGGACUCUGGAGUAGGGGCCUCUCUGACCAGGCCAAACAGGCGACUCCGGUGGAACAGCUUCCAGCUCUCACACCAGCCGCAGCCGUCCACGGCGUCGCCCCACAUCAGCGGUCAGACAGCCGGCCAGCUGAACCUGCUCCAGCGCUUCUCCCUGCUUCGCCUCACGGCCAUCAUGGAAAAGCACUCCAUGUCCAACAAACACGGCUGGACGUGGGCAGUUCCAAAGUUCAUGAAGAGGAUGAAAGUUCCUGAUUACAGAGACAAGACAGUCUUUGGCAUUCCUCUCAUCGUUCAUGUCCAGAGAACGGGACAGCCCCUGCCACAGAGUAUCCAGCAAGCCCUGAGGUAUCUACGCAGCAACUGCCUCGAUCAGGUGGGUCUUUUUCGAAAAUCAGGCGUGAAGUCUCGAAUCCAUGCCUUACGUCAAAUGAACGAGAGCUUUCCUGAGAACGUCAGCUAUGACGACCAGUCCGCUUACGACGUGGCGGAUAUGGUGAAGCAGUUCUUCCGGGACCUUCCUGAGCCUCUUUUCACCAACAAGCUCAGCGAGACCUUCCUCCACAUCUAUCAGUACGUCCCCAAAGAGCAGCAGCUGCAGGCAGUGCAGGCGGCCAUCCUGCUGCUGGCCGAUGAGAGCAGGGAGGUGUUGCAGACGCUGCUGUGCUUCCUCAACGACGUGGUCCAUGCGGUGGAGGAGAAUCAGAUGACGCCCAUGAACCUGGCUGUGUGUCUGGCCCCCUCCCUCUUCCAUCUGAAUUUGCUGAAGAAGGAAAGCUCCCCCAGAGUCAUCCAGAAGAAAUAUGCCUCCGGGAAGCCAGAUCAAAAGGACCUCAGUGAGAAUCUGGCCGCAGCUCAGGGGCUGGCCCACAUGAUCAUGGAAUGCGACAGACUUUUUGAGGUCCCGCUUGAGAUGGUGGCCCAGUCUCAUGACUCAUAUAUGGAGGCUGAGAUCCAUCCCCCAACUCUGGAAGACCUGGGGGCCCAGCUGGAGGAGAGCGGGGCCACUUUCCACACGUACCUGGAGCAUCUCAUCCAGGGCCUCCAGAAGGAAGCCAAGGAAAAGUUCAAAGGAUGGGUCACGUGUUCCAACACAGACAACACAGAUCUUGCUUUCAAAAAGGUGGGAGACGGGCAUCCGCUGAAGCUGUGGAAGGCUUCUGUGGAGGUGGAAGCGCCCCCCUCGGUGGUUUUGAAUCGCGUGCUGAGGGAGCGUCACCUGUGGGAUGAGGAUUUCGUGCAGUGGAAGGUGGUGGAAACCCUGGACAAGCAAACAGAAAUCUAUCAGUACGUGCAGAACAGCAUGGCGCCUCACCCUUCCAGAGACUUCCUGGUUCUCAGGACCUGGAAGACUGAUUUGCCCAAAGGAAUGUGCACCCUGGUGUCCCUCUCCGUGGACCACGAGGAAGCCCAGCUCAUGGGUGGUGUGCGGGCUGUGGUGAUGGACUCUCAGUACUUAAUGGAGCCGUGUGGGUCAGGCAAGUCGAGGCUGACCCACAUCUGCAGGGUGGACCUGAGAGGUCACUCCCCAGAAUGGUACAAUAAAGGCUUUGGACAUCUGUGUGCGGCGGAAGUUGCCAGGAUUAGAAACUCUUUUCAGCCCCUCAUUGCUGAAGGUCCAGAAACUAAAAUCUGAGUUUUCCCCAGUGUGACAUCAAACUCAGGGAAGAGGAAGUGAAAGUAAACACUUGUGGGAGAGAGUGUGCGCGUGAGAAAGCAAGGGAGAGAGAGAAAGCGAUUGACAAUGCUUAAAAGUGGAAGCACUGAGAAGUCGGAAUGUUGAAGAUGCAAGAAUUUCUGGGAACUUUCCUAGCCUUCCUGGAGACGGCUACAUCCCUACUAAUAUAAUAUUUUUAAAAAUCAGAACAUUUAUCUAUGUUACUUAAAAUUAAAUGGAUUAUUCAUUGUGCAUUGCCUAAUUUGCUAUUUAAAGGCUUCUAAGAAGCGUAUUCUUAACUGUAAAUAAAUGUAUGUAUAGCGUAUGUACAUAUGUGUGUAUAUCUCUAUCUUUACUGUAUAUAUGUAAAAUAUCAAUUUUAUAUAUAAUUGCAUAUUUUGAAAAGGAACAAGUCUGAUUCGGUGAGUCCCUUCCUCACCUGGUUCUUUCCAAGUUGUUCUGGGCGCUGUCUCCCCGCCGUCCUGUGAGCUGAGCAGAAUCUGCUGCUGACACCGAAGUGUGACAAUAUGUCAUCUGCCCUGAUGUCUUACCAAAGAUUAGCCAACCAAAGGAGAACACGUUAAAUGGUCCUUACAUGUUGUCAGCUUGUUGGUGUUAUUCAAACACAGAGAGUGGGCUGUUGGAUAAAGCAAAGAAAAUAAUAUUUAGUCCUCUUUAAAGCAAAGAAGUGGGUGAGGAGUCGUUCCCGCAUUUAAGGCUAGAUUACCGCUUGCCAUGGGGCCAGCAGAUACAGCUUUCAGUGACAUGUUAGACGCCUAUGGACCACUGGAGUCAGCCCAGUGACUGAAAGAGAGCCUGUACUUCCCUGCUGAUUAGAGCUGAGUAUAAUAGCUUUUGCAGAUUCACAGCCAAAGGGAGCCUCUGUGUUCUGUUGAGUUUUCAUACUUACAUUUCAUAAUGUUCUUAAAUGUCAUUCUAGUUGACCAGUGGCCUAUUUGUCCACAGUUAAUUGGCAUUUUCUUACCAAUGUAUUGCACUGAAUUUAACUCUGGACACCAGAUUAAGGGAGAUGAUGGUCAUUCAAGAGUCCUGGACCAUUUCAGCUUCAGGGAAUUCUACUAUUGCUACAUAUGAUGCUCUUAAGAUAGAAUUCAUUAAAGUUUUGCAAUCUGAAAGACAGGGUUUUUAAACUAAUGUUAAGACCAAAACUGUGUUCUUUAAAUUAGUUUUAGAAAAUAUAAACAGGUCUGUUAAAUUCCAUGUUUCUUCAUUAGUCAGUCAAGCUACCUACGCAUUUGACCCAACCUUAUUUAUUAUUGUAUAGACUAAGCAAAUGGACUAUCCUUAACCAAUUGCUAAUGGAUUUAAGUUGGUUUUUUAUUGUAAUUCAACAAUGCUAGAGAGAAAGAUAAUUUAUUGUGUUUGGUUUCAGGGAGAGAUUGGUAUCAUAACUUAGCAAUUCAUGCUGGAGAAAAAAAAAUUAAGAGUGUUUUCCUUUCUUUUUAUAUUGUAUGCAUUUAUAUAAUGUCUUCUUUUAUCAGCAAUGUGCAAUUCUUUUAUUGAGAGAAAUAAAAAUGCUAUAUAUGA